Molecule: messenger RNA, 1185 nt
Organism: Engraulis encrasicolus (European anchovy)
Lineage: Eukaryota; Metazoa; Chordata; Actinopteri; Clupeiformes; Engraulidae
Product: probable proton-coupled zinc antiporter SLC30A4
Exons: 7
Coding region: 19-1185 (388 amino acids)
Biological process (GO): response to zinc ion; zinc ion transmembrane transport
Cellular component (GO): plasma membrane
Molecular function (GO): zinc ion transmembrane transporter activity
Source: RefSeq, a predicted model, not a curated record
AGCACAUUGAAUGCAAUCAUGUCUGGAGAAAUAGAGUAUUGUUCAGCCGGUGCUGAGGCUGAUGGAACUUCCAUCGACACCAUUAUCACUGAGGACGAUGAUGACUCUCAGCUUGACUCCAGCCUCACAACCCCAAGUGUAAGCAUGGACUCUUGCGAGAACUGUUUGAGGAGAGAAAAUCGGGACAAGCAACGAAGGGUGAUGAAGAGACUUGGCUUUGCAGCUGUGCUGUAUUUCCUGUUUAUGGUGGGAGAGAUUGUCGGUGGUUACAUAGCCAAUAGCCUUGCAAUCAUGACUGAUGCCCUCCACAUGUUGACGGACCUCGUUGGCAUCAUUGUGUCUCUGCUGGCCUUGUGGUUGUCACAAAAGCCUCCAAACAAGCGGUUCACCUUUGGAUACCAUCGCUCAGAGGUGGUGGCAGCAGGGAUCAGCGUGUUGCUGAUAUACAUCCUGACCGGGGUGUUGCUGAAUGAGGCGGUGAAGAGGACCGUUAGCCAGGACUUCAGCAUAGACGGAGACGUCAUGCUCAUCACUGCAGCCGUUGGAGUCGCGGUCAAUUUGAUAAUGGGACUUCUCUUAAACCAAAUGGGGCACCUACACUCACACUCCCAUGGACCCCGUCAGCCCGCCCAAACACAGAGUGGUGCCCAUGGGCAUGGCAAGGGGCAGGGGCAGGGGCAGGGGCAGGGGGAGGGCAAUCUAGCCGUCAGGGCAGCAUUCGUCCAUGCCCUCGGAGACCUGGUGCAGAGCGUCGGUGUGCUGAUAGCAGCCUAUGUGGUUCGCUUUAAGCCAGAGUAUAAACUUGCUGACCCAAUAUGCACUUAUGUGUUCUCAAUCCUUGUGCUCUUCACCACCGUGAGAAUCGUAAGGGACACGCUCAUUAUUUUACUGGAAGGGGCGCCUAAGCAUGUGGAUGUGGCAGCCAUCCAGGAAGACCUGCUGAGCUUGGAGGAGGUGCAGGCGGUAGAGGAGCUGAACAUCUGGGCACUGACGGCCGAGAAGACCAUGGCCAUGGCUCACCUGCAGCUCGUGCACUCUAGACGUGGGAGCUGGGAGAGGGUACAGGCUAAGGCCAGAGAUGUCCUGCUGCACUCUCACGCCGUCUCUCACUGCACCAUCCAGAUACAACACUCCCGGCCCCGGGCCCCAAGCACAUGUACUAGCUGCCAACCUCUGAGUUUGUGA